UUACGUUGUCUCUCGUUGACGACAAGGUUACAGGCGCCUGCUCCACCUCUCCUUGUUACUUCGAGCUUGAACUACCAGCCGAUGUCUCGCACCUCCCGCCCUCUAUGCAGGAUCAGUUCUUUGCUGGUACAGGAGCUGUCUGCGGCACUUGGAACAAGGCAACGGGAGGUGCUUCUUCCAGCAACUGCAAUCUCAUCUCAACGACGAGAAGUUUGAACAUGUGGGGUGAAAGCACGGGCUACGGUACAGUCAAGUGCAUGUGCCGCCUCCAGGAUGGAACAUUUGCUGCUAUCAUAAACGCCUCGCAUACUAAAUUUGUUGCUCCGUCGCCCAUAUCCAACGAUGUCUACAUGUUGCAUUCGGGCAGCAAUCUUGCUGUCGACUUGUUCGUUCAGUCCGUGGGGAUUCCAAUCAUUCACGUGAUGGACAACAUGGCGCAGGUUGCAAUCUCUCCCGAGAAAUCCGUCGUUGUGAAAGACUGUGGGUGCUCGUUGUAUCAAUUCAGGUACACAAACUUUCAGUUAAAGACUCAGAAUUUUUCUCUAGCCUUCUACCUGAUCGAUGGCAAUGCCACCAGGGAAACCAUCUCGCUCUUCGUGCAAGUUCUCUUCUGCCAGGAUGUACUUCUCCCCGGGCAGAACGUGAUCGACUUGGCGCAGAGACACCACUUAGAUUGGCAAGCUCUUCUUACCCUCAACUCUGAGAUCCUGAACCCCAAAGAGAUUUAUUUACAGCCACCACGAAGGCUGUGGACCUGCUCAGAAACUUUGCAAGACUGGGGCCACUGUAAGCUCGAAGGGCUCACGGGGUUUGCCAUCUUGCGCAUAGGAAAGAUCCACCGCAUCCAUGCUGAGAGACUGCUAGGAGUCAUUCACAGCUACCGAGCCUCGUUCACACAAAUUGUGAAGAAUAACGUUGGUCGUCUUGGCAUCAGUAAGAACAUCACAGACUUCUCAUCGUAUGAAUCAAUGGUUUUGAAUUCAACAAUUGCCAACAACAUAGCACCUGAAGGUGAAGAAGUUUGUAUCGUCUCUGACUUAUCAGAUGUUUGUUACGUUUAGCUUUGGAUAAAAGUUGUUGUUUCGGUGUUCGUGAAUAAAAGCUAAAUCAACCCAA
This is a messenger RNA of Guillardia theta CCMP2712, 1116 nucleotides long. RefSeq lists its product as hypothetical. The transcript has a single exon. The record is from RefSeq and is a predicted model, not a curated record. NCBI's taxonomy places the organism in Eukaryota, Cryptophyceae, Pyrenomonadales, Geminigeraceae. Bases 432 to 1061 code for a protein of 209 amino acids.